Molecule: messenger RNA, 651 nt
Organism: Oncorhynchus masou masou (cherry salmon)
Lineage: Eukaryota; Metazoa; Chordata; Actinopteri; Salmoniformes; Salmonidae
Product: zinc finger protein 135-like
Exons: 4
Coding region: 1-651 (216 amino acids)
Biological process (GO): regulation of transcription by RNA polymerase II
Cellular component (GO): nucleus
Molecular function (GO): DNA-binding transcription factor activity, RNA polymerase II-specific
Source: RefSeq, a predicted model, not a curated record
AUGUGCAAUGCAUUGAGAGGCCCCAACCCAGGCCCAGACAACGAGCACAGUUCCACAGCAUCAAGACUACCUUUGCGUGGGAGUUACCCAUGCCCUCAAUGUGAGAAGAGUUUCAGUUCCUCAACUAACCUAAAGAAUCAUCAAAGAAGAGUACAUAGUGGAGAAAAGCCUUACCACUGUACCACAUGUGGGAAGAACUUCAAUCAUUCAGGAAGCCUUAAGCAACAUCUGCGAAUACAUACAGGGGAGAAACCUUACCACUGCUCUCUUUGCGGAAGAGUUUCAGAUGUUGAGGAAGAAAAUAGCCGUGUAAUUGACCUCGGUACAUCAAGACUUCCUGGUCGUGGGAGUUACCCCUGUCCUCAAUGUGGAAAGAGUUUCAGUUCUUCAGGUAAUCUAAAAAAUCAUGAGAGAGUACAUACUGGAGAGAAACCGUUCCACUGUGCCACAUGUGGGAAGAGUUUCAGUGAAAAAGUCAACCUCACGAGACACGAGAGGGUACACAGUGGAGAGAAGCCUUACCACUGCACCCAAUGCGGAAGAGUUUCAAUCAUUCUGGAAGCCUUAAGGAACAUCAAAGAGUACACACAGGGGAGAAGCCUUACCACUGCUCUCUUUGUUGGAAGAGUUUCAGUCAGCCAGAAAUCUUAA